This is a messenger RNA of Vicia faba (fava bean), 576 nucleotides long. NCBI's taxonomy places the organism in Eukaryota, Viridiplantae, Streptophyta, Magnoliopsida, Fabales, Fabaceae. The record is from the annotation of a GenBank genome assembly.
AUGUCCUUUUCCACUCCGACACUCAACUCCUCCUCUUCCAGACCCUUCAUCUCCACCUCCACCCUACGACGUCGUUUACCCUUUGUCGGCGCGUUUUGCAUGCUCACUUUCGGACUCACCAAUUUCUACACACCAUUGUGUUCUUCUGCCCUCAAAACGGGGUUCGUUCAAUCUCUUCUACGAUCCAAAUUGGGUAGCAGGUUUUCGACUAAGAGCAGCAACUUUAUUCAAAUGGAAGGGAAUACUAGUAACACCACUGUUCCAAGCAUUGUUGUGUAUGUCACUGUUCCCAACAAAGAAGCUGGUAAGAAAUUGUCUGAGAGUAUUGUCAAGGAGAAACUUGCAGCUUGUGUUAAUAGGGUACCGGGUAUAGAAUCGGUGUAUCUAUGGGAGGGAAAGAUCCAAACUGAUUCUGAGGAACUUCUUAUAAUCAAGACCAGGCAAUCUCUUUUGGAAGCACUGACAGAUCAUGUCAAAGCAAAUCAUGAAUAUGAUGUACCAGAGGUAAUCUCCUUACCCAUCACUGGGGGCAGUCUCAAAUAUUUAGAAUGGUUAAAAGAGAGCACAAGGGAGUGA